GGAGAGAGAGGAUCAUAGAGGAAAAAGCUCUCUGGCUACGACUUUUGUCGGAUUCACAUACCAACAUCUAAACCGAACCGGGGUCAGUGGACAAACGCUAAAAAAUAAAUAAAAACAACUGGAAAAUUGUAGGAUUAAAUGAUUUUAUGGAUUAAUUUGAACCUUUUCUUUCGUCGAAAGAAAACAUUCUCAACUUGACUUCAUAGAAUCGUUACGCUGGUCACUCAAGAGGAGCCCAGAGGACUGGGAACGAGAUGAAGACUCCGGAGGAGCCGCCCUACCUGACAGUGGGCACUGAUGUCAGCGCCAAGUACAGAGGUGCUUUCUGUGAGGCCAAGAUUAAGACUGCCAAGAGACUGGUCAAGGCCAAGGUGACCUUUAAACCAGACCUGACCACAGCAGAGGUCCACGAUGACAGCAUCCAAGGCCCUCUGAAGGUUGGUGCUGUAGUAGAGGUGAAGAACCCUGAUGGAGUGUACCAGGAAGCUUCCAUCAACAAGCUGACAGACUGCAGUAUAUACACUGUUGUGUUUGAUGAUGGUGACGAGAAGACACUGAGGCGUUCCUCUCUCUGCCUGAAGGGAGCACGUCACUUUGCAGAGAGCGAGACACUAGAUCGCCUCCCUCUCACCAACCCUGAGCACUUCGGCACUCCUGUCAUCGGCAAGAAGGGGAACCGGGGACGCAGGUCCAAUCCAGUUCAGGAGGAAGAGUCCUCUUCAUCGUCCAGUGAAGAGGAGGACAGUGACGGGAGACAGAACGAAGACCUGUAUGGGAAGGUGGUGUGUGUUGAGGUGGGCCCUGCCUCUACUGCAGACAGGAAGACCAAGACAACAGCAUGGUACCCUGCCCUGGUCAUCACCCCAGACUGCCAUGAAGAGGCCACCAUAAAGAAAGACACCGUCUUCGUUCGUUCCUUCAAGGAUGGCAAAUUCAACACAGUGCUGAGGAAGGACGUAACGGUGAUGGACACAGACUCUCCUCCUAAAGCUGACGCAGGGCUCAAGCCAGUGCUGGAUGCGGCUGUGGAGUUUGUGCAUCAGGCGGUGGUGCCCGGCUCCUGGAGGACUGAGGUGAAAGACGAGAGUUCCACAAGUGAGGAAGAUGAGGAGGAGGAAGAGCAGGAGGAAGAGGCCAGCGAAGAGGAGGAUGAGGAGGAAGUGGAGCCGUUCCCCGAAGAGAGAGACAACUUCCUGCAGCAGCUGUACAAGUUCAUGGAGGACAGAGGAACCCCCAUCAACAAGAAGCCUGUGCUGGGCUACAGGAACCUGGACCUCUUUAAGCUCUACAGACUGGUGCACCAACUGGGAGGCUUCCAUGAUAUUGAGAGUGGAUCCGUAUGGAAGACUGUCUACCAGGCUCUGGGAAUCCCUGUUCUCAACUCUGCCGCCGGCUACAAUGUCAAAUGUGCUUACCGCAUGUACCUUUAUGGGUUUGAGGAUCAUCUUUACUUCAGGAUCAUCUUUAGCAUCAGGAUCAUCUUUAGCAUCAGGAUCAUCUUUAGCUUCAGGAUCAUCUUUAGCUUCAGGAUCAUCUUUAGCCCAGUUCCCAACAACAUCAGGAUCAUCUUUAGCAUCAGGAUCAUCUUUAGCAUCAGGAUCAUCUUUAGCAUCAGGAUCAUCUUUAGCUUCAGGAUCAUCUUUAGCUUCAGGAUCAUCUUUAGCAUCAGGAUCAUCUUUAGCAUCAGGAUCAUCUUUAGCAUCAGGAUCAUCUUUAGCAUCAGGAUCAUCUUUAGCAUCAGGAUCAUCUUUAGCAUCAGGAUCAUCUUUAGCCUCUUUAGCAUCAGGAUCAUCUUUAGCAUCAGGAUCAUCUUUAGCUUCAGGAUCAUCUUUAGCUUCAGGAUCAUCUUUAGCAUCAGGAUCAUCUUUAGCAUCAGGAUCAUCUUUAGCAUCAGGAUCAUCUUUAGCUUCAGGAUCAUCUUUAGCUUCAGGAUCAUCUUUAGCAUCAGGAUCAUCUUUAGCUUCAGGAUCAUCUUUAGCAUCUUUGGCAUCAGGAUCAUCUUUAGCUUCAGGAUCAUCUUUGGCGUCAGGAUCAUCUUUAGCAUCUUUGGCAUCAGGAUCAUGUUUAGCGAGGAGACUGAGCUCACCCGGAACAAACCAGAGCUGGACCCUCUGAAGGCUGAGCAGCAGAAGGCUGAGAGAGAAGGUGGUGAUGAUGAUGAUGAUGAUGAUGGUGUUGAUGAGGAAGGAAACGACCAUCACAAGCACGGCUCUGAUAAUGAAGACGGCCCUUCAUUUGCUCGCCUCAGAGAGGAGGGAGUGAAGCUGGAGGCUUACGAUGAGGAGCAGGAGGCUGGGAAGGAGGAGGACAUUUCUGGCUCUGGGGAUGAGAGCUGCAGUCAGGAGGGCGAUGGUGGUGAUGAGGAUCUGGGGGAGGAAGGGGAGGAGUUUGAGUGUUACCCCCCGGGGAUGAAGGUGCAGGUGAGGUAUGGGCGUGGUCGCAGCCUGAAGACGUACCAGGCCACUGUGAAAGAGGCUGACGUGGAGGGGGGAGAGGUGCUCUACCUGGUUCACUACUGUGGCUGGAACGUCAGAUAUGAUGAGUGGGUCAAAGCUGACAAGAUUGUCCGUCCGGCCAAUAAGAAUGUUCAGAAGAUCAAGCACCGCAAGAAGAUAAAGAACAAAGCGGAGAGAGAGCGCAACCGCCUGGAGCAACUGAACGAGGACCUGGGGAGUCCGUCCCCCAACAGACUACGUGUCCCCCGCCCUUCCUCCAAAUCCCUCGGCCCCUGCUCUGCCCAUGAGCGCCAUGUCUUCUCCAAGAUGGAGGAUGGUGAGAACCAAAGGACUCUGACUCUGCAGUCUCCAGUCAAGUCUAUUGAAAUCACUUCUAUCCUCAAUGGCCUGCAAGCCUCAGAGAGUUCAACAGACGAGUCUGAUCAGGAUGGUGGACGUGAGGACGACGAUGACCAUCCAGGUUCAGGGGGUCGCGGCAGUCUCAGGAAGGGGGGUUCCCCCAAACCCCUUCAAGCCUUAGACCGCUGGGAGGGUACCGCCUCUACCGAUGUCCCCAAACCACCAUUGGUCACAGGGAAGAGCCAACAACCAAUCAGCGUCGAGACCCCGGAGUCUGGGAAGCGGCGUAGCCAACUAGAAUUUGAGGCUGAGAGGGAGGGGCCAGGUAGCUCCGCCUGCAGGAAGAGGAAGUCAGAAGGAGUGGCAGGGGAGCAACAGACCUCUAAAGGACCCCCGUCCAAAACCAAGCUCCCAACCAGGAGCACCAGGAGCGCAGACUGGCUGCCGGGAAGCUCCAACAGGAGGGCCCAGGAGAGAACAGGAGGUCUAGGGGAAGACAGAGGAGGAGCAGGAGGUUCUUCUAGCAGCAGCUCAGAUGACGGAGGUGCACCUUCCACUGAGCCCCACCAGGCCGAUGGAGACCGACUCAGCUCCCGUCCCAAACCUUCCCCCUCUAAGAAGUACAACGGCAUGAAGGACAAGGGUGUCACCGGUGGUGGAGUCGGCGCCCGCCCUGCGGGAUUCUGGGAGAUCCCUGAGAAGAGGGCUAAGAUGGCAACGAGCAGCGUGGAGGAGAGGGAGAGAGAGAGAGCGAGACUGGCGGGUGGCAGUCGUACCAAGGGCCAGAAGGAUGUGUGGUCCAGUAUUCAGGCCCAGUGGCCCAAGAAGACCCUGAAGGAGCUGUUCUCUGACUCCGACACAGAGGCUGCUAACUCCCCUCCUCCGCCUGGACCGGCCCAGUCCUCAUCAUCAUGCCACGAGGAGAGGGAGAGCAGGGGGGAGCGGGAUGGGGACGAGGCAGGAGUUGGAGGCCCGGAGAGGGAGAGCAGGGGGGAGCGGGACGGGGAGGGAGACGAGGCAGGAGGAAGAGGCCCGGAGAGGGAGAUUAGGGGGGAGCGGGGCGGAGAGGGAGACGAGGCAGGAGGAGGCCCGGAGAGGGAGGACCAUGACCUCUCAGAGGAGAACCAGGGGCAGGAGAAGAGGAGGAGUGAGCAGGAGUUCCCCUCCAGUGGAUCUAACUCAGUUCUCAACACCCCUCCCACCACCCCAGAGUCCCCAUCCAUGGGACAUAGCAGUAGUGGGGCCAUGGCGCAAGGGGCUGGAACUAGCUCUAACCGGACUCAGCCCUCCUGUCCUCCCCUGUCUGUAACCCCUGCUCUGGGUACAACACCCUCCUCUGACCCCCGACCCUGCGGGCGCCCCAACACCCUGGCAGAGGAAGGUGGUUGUGGUCGCAGUGAGACAGACAGCAGUACAGUGGAGGUGGAAAGUCUAGGAGGGGAGCUGCAGGACCAGGACUUACCCCCAGACCAGGAGCAGGGAGAGCCCCACCACCAUGGGGGAGCAGGAUCCCCCUCCUCGCAGAGUAAAGUCUCCCUCCUAGACGGUCCAGGUAGCCUGUCCUCCUCUCACAGCCACUCCAACUCUACCUGUAGUCUGGAGCUCAGUAGUAGCAGUCGGCACGACAACACUGAACACAAAGCCAAAGUGUCUGCCAGCCACAAGCGUCAGAAGGAACAGCAGGCAGGUGGAGCAGCAAAGAAACCCAAGCCAAACAGAAAGAGCUCAGUGCCUCCCAAGAAGAACAAUAACAGAAAAACUGCCCACAGCAGUGACAGUGAAGACCAGUCAUUGGGCGAGAGCACAGCCAAGUCUUCAGUCUCCAAGACCCAUGGUGCAGCUGACAUGAAGGGGUCCAUCUCGCCCAAGUGUCCCGGCCUGGGACAGGGACGCACCCCUCCAUCCAGCCAGAAGUACCACAAGCAGCAUGGUGACCCUGACCACCAUCACCAUCUUCACAGUCGGGAACAUCAUCGGGAGCCGGACCUGGACAAGAUGUCUAGUCUGGAGAGGAUCUCCUUCCUCCAGGAGAAGCUGCAGGACAUCAGGAACCACUACCUGUCCCUCAAGUCUGAGGUGGCCUCCAUCGACCGACGACGCAAACGCAUCAAGAAGAAGGAGCGAGAGAGUACGGUGGCAGCAUCUUCCUCCUCUUCCUCGUCCCCGUCCUCCAGCUCUCUAACAGCAGCAGUGAUGUUGACGCUAGCCGACACUCCUGUGUCGUCCUCUUCCUCCUCUCAGAACUCUGUGGUGUCUGUAGAGUGUAGGUGACAGGACAACCCCUCACCCCUCCCAACCUUCCGAGGCCCAGGACACAGCACUGAGCACUUAACCAGCACCACCCUGGUCCCCAUCCCAAAAUACCCCCAACACCCACCAAGGCCCCAUCCCUCCCACUAACGCCUCCACUCCAAAGUCUCAGUACAUACCCACCUCAAACCGGAGAGCACCCAGGCAUCAAUGCCCCCACUUCAACCUCCCCUCUUAUCCAUGCCUCUCCACCCCAGAGCCCCUUUCCAACAGUUUGGCCUCAUCACCCCUACUCCCAACUCCCUCCCAGCAGGACAGACAACACAAUCUCUAUACUGGAACAA
Oncorhynchus gorbuscha (pink salmon) is the source of this 5389-nucleotide messenger RNA. RefSeq names its product AT-rich interaction domain 4B (gene arid4b). Gene Ontology annotation, cellular component: nucleus. Lineage: Eukaryota; Metazoa; Chordata; Actinopteri; Salmoniformes; Salmonidae. Gene Ontology annotation, biological process: regulation of transcription by RNA polymerase II. The record is from RefSeq and is a predicted model, not a curated record. The transcript has 26 exons. Gene Ontology annotation, molecular function: transcription cis-regulatory region binding. Bases 255 to 5066 code for a protein of 1603 amino acids.